Molecule: messenger RNA, 831 nt
Organism: Morchella importuna
Lineage: Eukaryota; Fungi; Ascomycota; Pezizomycetes; Pezizales; Morchellaceae
Exons: 4
Coding region: 1-831 (276 amino acids)
Source: RefSeq, a predicted model, not a curated record
AUGUCUGAUACCAAAAAGCUUGAUGUGCCCAUCUCUGUUGAAGGCCUUUUGGCCCUCACGUGGUCUCUUAACCUGCUGGUGUUCGUCUUUAUGGUGCUCCGCCUGUGGAUGAAUCGCCGCCAAAGUCUAAAAACCCCUUCUAUUAUUAUUUCUGACUCGCUUCUUGUGGCAUCGUUUAUAAUCGGUAUUACUGCAAUUUCGACGGAUGCGUGGAAGUAUAAUUUGGAAUUGAUGGGGAGAACGAGAGUGGUUACUCCCGAGCAGAAUAAAACAGCUUCCUUGCUUUCUUUUAUCUGUGGAUAUCUAGUAUUUUCGGCAAUGUGGCUAUCGAAGGGGGCAUGCGUGAUCUACUACUACCACCUGUUCCCAAACCUAUCUCCAUACUUGAGAAAGUACCUUUUCUUCGUCACCGGAUUCACUGCAGGAACAUAUGUCUUUGUGAUAUUUCUUCACAGUUUCUGGUGUCGCCCAAUCUUCACAAACUGGGACGGAACUUGCAACGCCACUGGCAAUACCAUCACCUUGCCACUCUGGAGUUUCCUCAACAUCUUCACCGACAUCUUCAUUCUCAUCCUUCCAAUUUUCAUCCUCCAUACCCUCCAACUCGGCAGACGUCAACUCGCUGGUCUUGUAGUCGUAUUCUUCAUUGGAUCGCUCUCUAUUAUUGCUGCGAUCGCUCGCUUCGUCGACAUCUACCCCAAGAUACGCAAGGACCCGAAUGCGCCCAUUAUACAUACGUAUGAGCUAUGGGCGUGUAUCGAGAUUACUAUGGUCAAGUUCGAGCUUAAGGAGAUCGAAAAAGGCGAUCUCGGCAAAGUCGAGUGUAAUUAG